This is a messenger RNA of Closterium sp. Naga37s-1, 3906 nucleotides long. The record is from the annotation of a GenBank genome assembly. NCBI's taxonomy places the organism in Eukaryota, Viridiplantae, Streptophyta, Zygnematophyceae, Desmidiales, Closteriaceae.
AUGCAUGGGCCCGUUCAAAUUCCUCAUGAGUUCUGUGCACAUGUGAGGCAUGGGGAGAGGGCAGGGCGGCUCCCUCCCUCUUCGGUGGCCCUGUGCUGCUCUGAGGAACGCCCAUCAUCAUCAUCACCACCACUUGCAUCACUUCUCUCCUUCUCCUCCUCAUGCCACUCCCCCUCCUCCAUCUCCUCACUCCCCUCCUCGCCACCCUUGCCUAGCCUCUGCGCCCCAUCAACCACUCCUCCCUCCCUUCCCAAUCCGCCCUGCCUUCCCACUCCUCCCUCUCUUUCCACCCCUCGCUCCCCCUCUGCCCCAGUCAGCCUCGCUGCCCCUUCUUCUCCUCCUCUCCCUUUCCUCUCUGCAUCCCCCACGAUGUCUCCUCCUUUUCGCUCUGUCUCUCCCCUCGUCCCCGUCACUCCCUCGUCUCUUCGCCUGACACCAUCCCUCCCUCGCUCGCCCAGUUGCCUCCUGGCCUCAGCCACAGCAGCCGCAACGCCACCUUCCCCUAUCUCACUCAACCGCGACACACCACGUGCCCUUGCGCUGCCUUCACCGCUCAUCAAAGUGCUUGCCCUGCCGUCACUGCUCCUCUCACUGGUUGCCACCCCUCUACACCGCACAGAACCGCCAUCCGUUUUUUCAGCCUCACUCUCUCGCUCCUCUCCGCCCUCUCCGCCCUCUAUGCCCUCUCUUCCCUCUCUCACCUCUCUGCCCUCUCCGCCCUCUUCGCCGUGCCCUGCUCCAUCUGCUAUGGCCCUGGACUCUCCUUCUGCCCUCCCUGCCACCCCUCUCUCCACUCCCAACCUCUUGCCUGCAUUAUCCCAAAGUUGCACUUCCUCCCCUCCUCCUCCUCCUCCUCCCACCACUCCUUCCAUCCCAUCUCGCCUCUCCUCCCCUGCCACCUCUUCCCCUCUGCCUGUCUCUUGCAUCUCGUGUCUAUUCUCUCUCCAUUCCACCUCGUGCCCAACCUUCUCACUCUCUACCUCAUGCCCUAUCUUCUCACUCUCUGCCUCAUGCCCUAUCUUCUCACUCUCUACCUCAUGCCCAACCUUCUCACUCUCUACCUCAUGCCCAACCUUCUCACUCUCUACCUCGUGCCCUAUCUUCUUGCUUCCCACCUCCUGCCCGGCCUCACCCCUUUGCAUUUCCCCGUCCACCCUCUCCUCCCCCCCUCCCACUUUCUGCUCCUCCUCUUCCCCUCCCAUUCUAUACUCCUCCUCCUCUCCUCCCAUUCUAUGCUCCUCCACCCCCCCUCCCAUUCUAUGCUCCCCCUCCCCCCCUCCCACCCAAUGCUCCUCCUCCUCCCCUCCAUUCAUUUGCUCCUCUCCCUCCUUUCCAUUCCUUUGCUCCUCUCCCUCCUUUCCAUUCCUUUGCUCCUCUCCCUCCUUUCCAUUCCUUUGCUCCUCUCCCUCCUUUCCAUUCCUUUGCUCCUCUCCCUCCUUUCCAUUCCUUUGCUCCUCUCCCUCCUUUCCAUUCCUUUGCUCCUCUCCCUCCUUUCCAUUCCUUUGCUCCUCUCCCUCCUUUCCAUUCCUUUGCUCCUCUCCCUCCUUUCCAUUCCUUUGCUCCUCUCCCUCCUUUCCAUUCCUUUGCUCCUCUCCCUCCUUUCCAUUCCUUUGCUCCUCUCCCUCCUUUCCAUUCCUUUGCUCCUCUCCCUCCUUUCCAUUCCUUUGCUCCUCUCCCUCCUUUCCAUUCCUUUGCUCCUCUCCCUCCUUUCCAUUCCUUUCCUUUGCUCCUCUCCCUCCUUUCCAUUCCUUUGCUCCUCUCCCUCCUUUCCAUUCCUUUGCUCCUCUCCCUCCUUUCCAUUCCUUUGCUCCUCUCCCUCCUUUCCAUUCCUUUGCUCCUCUCCCUCCUUUCCAUUCCUUUGCUCCUCUCCCUCCUUUCCAUUCCUUUGCUCCUCUCCCUCCUUUCCAUUCCUUUGCUCCUCUCCCUCCUUUCCAUUCCUUUGCUCCUCUCCCUCCUUUCCAUUCCUUUGCUCCUCUCCCUCCUUUCCAUUCCUUUGCUCCUCUCCCUCCUUUCCAUUCCUUUGCUCCUCUCCCUCCUUUCCAUUCCUUUGCUCCUCUCCCUCCUUUCCAUUCCUUUGCUCCUCUCCCUCCUUUCCAUUCCUUUGCUCCUCUCCCUCCUUUCCAUUCCUUUGCUCCUCUCCCUCCUUUCCAUUCCUUUGCUCCUCUCCCUCCUUUCCAUUCCUUUGCUCCUCUCCCUCCUUUCCAUUCCUUUGCUCCUCUCCCUCCUUUCCAUUCCUUUGCUCCUCUCCCUCCUUUCCAUUCCUUUGCUCCUCUCCCUCCUUUCCAUUCCUUUGCUCCUCUCCCUCCUUUCCAUUCCUUUGCUCCUCUCCCUCCUUUCCAUUCCUUUGCUCCUCUCCCUCCUUUCCAUUCCUUUGCUCCUCUCCCUCCUUUCCAUUCCUUUGCUCCUCUCCCUCCUUUCCAUUCCUUUGCUCCUCUCCCUCCUUUCCAUUCCUUUGCUCCUCUCCCUCCUUUCCAUUCCUUUGCUCCUCUCCCUCCUUUCCAUUCCUUUGCUCCUCUCCCUCCUUUCCAUUCCUUUGCUCCUCUCCCUCCUUUCCAUUCCUUUGCUCCUCUCCCUCCUUUCCAUUCCUUUGCUCCUCUCCCUCCUUUCCAUUCCUUUGCUCCUCUCCCUCCUUUCCAUUCCUUUGCUCCUCUCCCUCCUUUCCAUUCCUUUGCUCCUCUCCCUCCUUUCCAUUCCUUUGCUCCUCUCCCUCCUUUCCAUUCCUUUGCUCCUCUCCCUCCUUUCCAUUCCUUUGCUCCUCUCCCUCCUUUCCAUUCCUUUGCUCCUCUCCCUCCUUUCCAUUCCUUUGCUCCUCUCCCUCCUUUCCAUUCCUUUGCUCCUCUCCCUCCUUUCCAUUCCUUUGCUCCUCUCCCUCCUUUCCAUUCCUUUGCUCCUCUCCCUCCUUUCCAUUCCUUUGCUCCUCUCCCUCCUUUCCAUUCCUUUGCUCCUCUCCCUCCUUUCCAUUCCUUUGCUCCUCUCCCUCCUUUCCAUUCCUUUGCUCCUCUCCCUCCUUUCCAUUCCUUUGCUCCUCUCCCUCCUUUCCAUUCCUUUGCUCCUCUCCCUCCUUUCCAUUCCUUUGCUCCUCUCCCUCCUUUCCAUUCCUUUGCUCCUCUCCCUCCUUUCCAUUCCUUUGCUCCUCUCCCUCCUUUCCAUUCCUUUGCUCCUCUCCCUCCUUUCCAUUCCUUUGCUCCUCUCCCUCCUUUCCAUUCCUUUGCUCCUCUCCCUCCUUUCCAUUCCUUUGCUCCUCUCCCUCCUUUCCAUUCCUUUGCUCCUCUCCCUCCUUUCCAUUCCUUUGCUCCUCUCCCUCCUUUCCAUUCCUUUGCUCCUCUCCCUCCUUUCCAUUCCUUUGCUCCUCUCCCUCCUUUCCAUUCCUUUGCUCCUCUCCCUCCUUUCCAUUCCUUUGCUCCUCUCCCUCCUUUCCAUUCCUUUGCUCCUCUCCCUCCUUUCCAUUCCUUUGCUCCUCUCCCUCCUUUCCAUUCCUUUGCUCCUCUCCCUCCUUUCCAUUCCUUUGCUCCUCUCCCUCCUUUCCAUUCCUUUGCUCCUCUCCCUCCUUUCCAUUCCUUUGCUCCUCUCCCUCCUUUCCAUUCCUUUGCUCCUCUCCCUCCUUUCCAUUCCUUUGCUCCUCUCCCUCCUUUCCAUUCCUUUGCUCCUCUCCCUCCUUUCCAUUCCUUUGCUCCUCUCCCUCCUUUCCAUUCCUUUGCUCCUCUCCCUCCUUUCCAUUCCUUUGCUCCUCUCCCUCCUUUCCAUUCCUUUGCUCCUCUCCCUCCUUUCCAUUCCUUUGCUCCUCUCCCUCCUUUCCAUUCCUUUGCUCCUCUCCCUCCUUUCCAUUCCUUUGCUCCUCUCCCUCCUUUCCAUUCCUUUGCUCCUCCUCCUCCCCUCCAAUCCCAUACCCCUCCUCCUCCCCUCUAA